AUGUCAACCAUAUCUACUACCUUUAACAAACUCACAUCAUCACUGUCUAAAAAUGAUCAUAUACUCAUCCUAACCCUGCUACAAAAUGACGAGGAAUAUUUGGACCACUAUUUUCAGCUUAUCGAUGCAUCCUCUUAUCCCAACCAAUACAUUUCUAUCGGUUUGCUAGUCUCUGAUUCAACGGACAACACCCUCAACAUCCUUCAAGAAAAAGUUCACUCUUUACAAAACCGAUGGCGGAAUAGAUUCUAUGAAAUCGACGUGUAUCAAAAAGACUUUGAACUGGACAAAAAAAAAGACGAAGCCACAGCCUUGACUUCGAAGCGAGCAACUUUGGCCAAAGCCAAAAAUUUCUUGCUCACAGCAGCCCUUCGAGAGCAUCAUUCAUGGGUUGCUUGGGUUGAUGUUAAACUUUUCUCUUACCCAUCGACCAUUUAUGACGAUUUGAAGGCGGUGAAUGUGGAUGUGAUUGUACCCAAUUGUUUACAGAAAAGAGAAAAGGAUGAUGAAUUUUGGGCUUUUGAUAGGAACAAUUGGCAAGAAAGUGAGAUGUCGUUACAGAGACAGCAACAUAUACCGGAAGAAGAUUUACUUAUGGAAGAUUAUAAUGAAUACGCUAUUGGACGCCAUUUGCUUGUAGAUAUGCCUACACAUGGAAAUAUAGAAACAAAAGUACCAUUAGAUGGUAUCGGUGGAACGUUCACAUUGGUCAAAGCAAAUGUUCAUAGAGAAGGUGCUAUCUUUCCCCCCUUUGUCUACCAACAUAACAUGGAUACAGAAGGGUUCGCUAAGAUGGUAAAAUCUAUGGGUUAUUCAGUAUACGGUGUCCCAAGCUAUAUCAUAUACCAUUAUUAG
Messenger RNA from Mycotypha africana, 855 nucleotides. RefSeq lists its product as uncharacterized. Gene Ontology annotation, molecular function: alpha-1,6-mannosyltransferase activity. Gene Ontology annotation, cellular component: mannan polymerase complex. The record is from RefSeq and is a predicted model, not a curated record. NCBI's taxonomy places the organism in Eukaryota, Fungi, Mucoromycota, Mucoromycetes, Mucorales, Mycotyphaceae. Bases 1 to 855 code for a protein of 284 amino acids. The transcript has 3 exons. Gene Ontology annotation, biological process: protein N-linked glycosylation; cell wall mannoprotein biosynthetic process.